This is a messenger RNA of Colletotrichum destructivum, 2137 nucleotides long. Its product is annotated as Putative cAMP-dependent protein kinase regulatory subunit. Gene Ontology annotation, cellular component: nucleus; cAMP-dependent protein kinase complex. Gene Ontology annotation, biological process: negative regulation of cAMP-dependent protein kinase activity. The transcript is spliced from 3 exons. The coding region runs from base 756 to 1943 and encodes 395 amino acids. The record is from RefSeq and is a predicted model, not a curated record. NCBI's taxonomy places the organism in Eukaryota, Fungi, Ascomycota, Sordariomycetes, Glomerellales, Glomerellaceae. Gene Ontology annotation, molecular function: protein kinase A catalytic subunit binding; cAMP binding; cAMP-dependent protein kinase inhibitor activity.
CUGGAAGCAGCGAUGCGUCAAAGGGGCCCUCCCGUGCCUCCUCCUGCUUCUCGACUCCCCGCCUUCUUCCCCCCAUCCCAGAGUAAUCCUCGUCCCAAACCGAACCCAAAAAGCUUCCCUUCCCUUGGCCCUUCCGCUUCCUGUGCUCCUCCAUUUCGUGCCCCCAUCCCGUCACCUCCUCCCGCUUUCCUCGAUCAAGGCACUCAAGCGAACGCUAUCCUCGUGGCCUCGUCUCGCACCCGGACGACAGUACGAGAGCAGUAGAUACAGAAACCGGCCGCUUACCACACCCCCCCCCCCCCCCCCCCCCGGCCCCUCCUUUACAUACUGGCCGCAUCCUCAUCCCGGAUCUUCAUUGCUACACCGCACGCCGUGAUCUUUCUUUCUCUCCUCCCCUCCUCUUCAACCCACUCAACCAAGUCGCCAAGCAUUUUCUCUUGGUUGACAGCUCCUUCGGUCUUGCCAGUCCUUCGUCUUAGGAUCUGGUUAACCACGACUCCCUACUCUCAAGAUUCCGUGGUCAAUAUCACGGAUGCUCUCGAGCUCCCCACUCCGACUCGCCAUCGUCCACUAGCUAGCUUUGUACACUGUCCUCCAGACGAGUCCUCAGUCCCGAUUCUUAUACAAAACACCUCCGUUCAACGCCCUUGAACUCUGCGCCGACUCGUACCGACCCCUCAGCAGCUAGCCCCGCGAAACGAAAAUCCCAUAUACGAAACGAACUUGUUUGCACAAAGGCGUCCUACACCAGAAGAAUGUCGGGCAUGUUCAAGAGUCCUUUCGGGGCUAACGCCAACCCUUUCGGAGGGCCCAGCGAUGGGGCCCCGGCGGGAGGCAACGCCAUCCAUCGAGUCGUCGAGGAAGAGGAGAACGAUACCGUCACGUCUCCUACGUCACCAAAUUUCGGCAUGAACGCAGGUUCAAUGUUCAGCGGCCCAUUUGGAGGCGAUGCGGCCAAUGACGCUCCGCCGUCUGCGCUCAGAAGCCCGCCCAAUCCAGAGAGCUAUCCCGCCCAAUACAACUUUGGCCGCCGAACCUCGGUCUCGGCCGAGUCGUUGAAGCCCAGCGCAGAUACUUAUGAUAAUUGGUCACCGCCUUACCACCAGAAGAGCAAGGAGCAGCUGGGCCGUCUGCAAACUGCCAUUGAAGGCAACUUUCUGUUCAGUCAUCUGGAUGAUGAACAGAGCGCUCAGAUUCUGGGUGCUCUAAACGAAAAGCCCAUUCCUGCUAAGGAUAUCAAGGUUAUUAGCCAGGGCGACGCUGGCGACUUUUUCUACGUAGUGGAGAAGGGAUCUUUCGAUGUUUAUGUCAACAGCAGCGGCAACUUGCAGCCUGGUCCCGAGGGCAUGGGCCAAAAAGUCGGGACUAUCCAAGCCGGCGGCUCGUUCGGUGAAUUGGCCCUGAUGUACAACGCUCCUCGCGCUGCAACCGUCAUCUCGGCCGAGUCCGGAUGUACCCUCUGGGCGCUUGACCGUCUUACUUUCCGCCGCAUUCUCAUGGAGUCGACGUUUGCUCGGCGACGGAUGUACGAGAGUUUCCUCGAAGAGGUACCCUUGUUGCAGAGCCUCACGCCGUAUGAGCGAUCCAAGAUUGCCGAUGCGCUGGAGACUCAGAAGUACGCACCUGGGGAGAUCAUUAUCAGGGAAGGAGACCCCGGACACUCGUUCUUCCUUCUGGAGAGCGGUGAGGCCGAUGCGUACAAGGGUGAUAGCAAAGAAUCCGUCAAGCACUACAGCAAGGGAGACUUCUUCGGCGAGCUCGCGCUUCUGAAUGACGCUCCUCGUGCCGCUAGCAUUGCUGCGACGACGGAUGUCAAGGUUGCUAGCCUGGGCAAGAACGCCUUCCAGAGGCUUCUUGGUCCCGUCGAAGGCAUCAUGAGACGGACGAAGUACGAAGGCGUCAAAACUGGUGUCGAGGAGAUGGAUCCGCUCCAAGCGGCCUAAAAGGGAUAGAGGUGUGGUAGGUUUUUUCGUUUUAUCCAAGAUUGGAUGGCAGGCUUUGGGAAGGUUGAGAGUGGACCGUGAAGAUUCACAACGGCGUUAGCGGAAACCCCUUACCCUCGCUUCCUAAGAGACACGGCUAGUGACGUCCAGAUACCUGUUAGUAAAGAAUAGUUCAUCCACAACUUUGCUCUGAC